This is a messenger RNA of Eruca vesicaria subsp. sativa (arugula), 561 nucleotides long. The record is from the annotation of a GenBank genome assembly. Lineage: Eukaryota; Viridiplantae; Streptophyta; Magnoliopsida; Brassicales; Brassicaceae.
AUGGAAGCAACUUUGGCUUGGGAUGUGAAAUUGUCAUCCGGUAUUAAUCUAAACGAAGGUGAUUGGUUUGAAAUCUUUGAUUUUAAACUAACUUAUGCUUCUGGACUUAUACGCCCAACAAAGAACAAAUACCAUAUCAUCCUCACUCGAAACGCAGUGGUUAGAAAGAUUAGCCUUAUCACAGAGUUUACAUUCCUUUGCUGUGCUAAUUACAAAAUCAUCCUCCGUGGUCUAUCGCAUACCAAAUUCUGCAUUGACCUAUGUGGAGCUUUGGUUCAUGUUGGCCCAAUCGACCAUGAUAUUAAAGUGCAAUACAACCCUAAUAUGAAUGAUGGACAUAAAAGCAGAAUUAAGUUUUUCAUCAUGAAUAUUGAUUUUGCUGAAAUCAAUUGUGUUACCUAUGGAACUGUAGCGGAUAAGUUAUAUGAAAACUGGCUGUCAUCAACUGCACAGGUUGUUGUUGGUGUUUUGAGAUUAUGGCGAAUUGAGUGGGGUGAUGGCUUCCAUUCUAUCGAGAAUGAUUUUAAAGCAAGAUACUUGAAGAAUUUGACGAUAGAAUAA